Molecule: messenger RNA, 741 nt
Organism: Thlaspi arvense
Lineage: Eukaryota; Viridiplantae; Streptophyta; Magnoliopsida; Brassicales; Brassicaceae
Source: the annotation of a GenBank genome assembly
AUGGUGGAGCUGAAGAAGAGGUUCGCUCUGUUUCUGGCGACAUGCGACUCCGAGUUCGUGAAGAAGACUUAUGGAGGCUACUUCAAUGUCUUCGUCUCGACUUUCGGCGAUGAAGGCGAGCAAUGGGAUCUCUUCCGAGUGGUCGACGGCGAAUUUCCCGACGAGAAGGAUCUGGAGAAGUACGACGGCUUCGUUAUCAGCGGUAGCCCACAUGAUGCUUUCGCAGACGCCGAUUGGAUCGUCAAGCUUUGCUCGGUUUGUCAGAAACUCGAUGAGAUGAAGAAGAAGGUUCUCGGCAUCUGUUUCGGCCACCAGAUAAUUGCUAGAGUCAAGGGAGGGAAAAUAGGAAGGGCUCGUCAAGGCCUAGACAUGGGAUUGAGAAGCAUAACCAUAGCAAAGGACAAUGAGAGACUCGGCGCUUACUUUGGAGAUGAGUUCCCGACAUCUUUAGCCAUUAUCAAAUGCCAUCAAGACGAAGUGUUGGAACUCCCCGAGUCUGCCACGGUUCUUGCCUCUUCCGAGGUUUGCGAGGUCGAGAUGUUUUGUAUCGGAGACCAGUUUCUCUGCAUCCAAGGGCAUCCCGAGUAUAACAAGGAGAUUCUGUUUGAGAUCGUGGACCGUGUCGUCAACAUGAAGCUUAUGGAGCAAGAGAUUGCGGAUAAGGCCAAGAGUACGAUGGAGACUGCGCAACCAGACAGGAAGCUAUGGCAGAAGCUCUGCAAAAACUUUCUGAAAGGCUAA